AUGAAGCUGUCCCUGGCUCUCGUUACCCUCUUGGCGACUUUCACCGUAGCCUUGCCUCAGAACAAAGCCGGGCAAGGCACUCAGGCCCAGACCCAGGCUCAAGCUCAAAAGCAACAAGGCAAGGCCAAUGGUGCACAGGCCAAAGGACAGGGCAAUAAUGCUGCUGCUGCCGCUGCUAAUGCCGCUGCCGCAAAAGCUCCUCCUGCUGCGGCCGCAGCUGACAACGGAGUGAAUGCGAAGGCCAACAAUGGCGCAGACGGUAUAACCGCCGCCGCCAAGGUGGACGCUGCUGUGUUGCUGUCUCAAAAUGGUGACGCCGGAGCCGCCGACUCUGGCGCAGCCUUCGAGAAGGCCGUCCAGGCCAUCGUGGACUCUGGCAAUCAGGCCGAUGUCGCAACCCUGAAAGCUGCCGGAGUCGAUGUCGAUGCAGUCACUGGGGGAGGCGGUGCCGCUGCGAAGCAGGGCGGCCAAGGCCAGGCUGCUCAAGGAGCUGCUGCUGCUGCCGCGGCGGCUAAGAAGGGAGGCCAAGGACAGGCUGCCCAAGCAGGCGCUGCUGCGGCCCAAAAGGGAGCUCAAGGCCAGGCUGCUCAAGGACAGGCUGCUCAAGGCCAGGCUGCUCAAGCAGCCGGUACUGCUGCCAAACAAGGCGCUCAAGGUCAGGCACAGCAGGCUAAAGGAGCCGCGAAUGCAGCUCAAACCCAAGGAGACGCAGCUGCGAAUUAG
This is a messenger RNA of Diaporthe amygdali, 723 nucleotides long. RefSeq lists its product as uncharacterized. The record is from RefSeq and is a predicted model, not a curated record. The coding region runs from base 1 to 723 and encodes 240 amino acids. The transcript is spliced from 3 exons. Lineage: Eukaryota; Fungi; Ascomycota; Sordariomycetes; Diaporthales; Diaporthaceae.